Messenger RNA from Papilio machaon (common yellow swallowtail), 2242 nucleotides. RefSeq names its product mitochondrial Rho GTPase (gene Miro). Gene Ontology annotation, cellular component: mitochondrial outer membrane. Gene Ontology annotation, biological process: mitochondrion organization; small GTPase-mediated signal transduction. The transcript has 12 exons. The coding region runs from base 157 to 2115 and encodes 652 amino acids. Gene Ontology annotation, molecular function: GTP binding; calcium ion binding; GTPase activity. NCBI's taxonomy places the organism in Eukaryota, Metazoa, Arthropoda, Insecta, Lepidoptera, Papilionidae. The record is from RefSeq and is a predicted model, not a curated record.
UGUCAAAUCGAUGUAGAUAAUUUCUCUCCGGUUUAUUUUUAUUUGAUGAUUAAGUUUAAGCUAUUUUGUGAAUAUAACAAAUUUGACGUUGAUAUGAGAGAAAUUUUAGAAAUAUUUAUUUAAUGUUAUGCCGAAAGUGACAUCAAAUCUGCCAAAAUGGUGUAUGAAACUGUACCUAGGACAGUUCGGAUUAUUUUGUUAGGAGAGCCAGGAGUCGGAAAAACUUCGUUGAUUCUGUCUUUGGUAACUGAGGAGUUUACAGAACAUGUACCUCCAAAGGCGGAAGAGAUCACUAUACCUGCAGAUGUAACCCCUGAACAGGUUCCCACGAACAUUGUUGAUGUGUGUCUCGCUGAACAAUCUAUCGAACAAGUGGCAGAAGAAAUAGAAAAAGCCCAUGUAAUAUGCAUUGUAUUUUCUGUUGAUAAACAAGAAACACUUGAUAAAAUAGCAACAUACUGGCUACCAUUUGUAAGAGAUAACUGUCCUGACGACUGUAGGAAACCUGUAAUUUUGGUGGGAAAUAAAAUAGACCUCAUUGAUUAUUCAGUGAUAGAUAAUAUUUGGGAUAUUGCAGAAGAAUAUCCAGAAGUGGAUAGGUGUAUAGAGUGUUCUGCUAAAACAUUAACAAAUGUUUCUGAAAUGUUUUAUAAUGCACAAAAAGCUGUGUUACAUCCAAUUGGACCUAUAUAUUCUAUUGAAGAACAAGAGUUAACUGAAAGGUGUAAAAAAGCAUUAUCAAGAAUAUUCAAAAUUUGUGAUUUGGAUGGUGAUGGACUACUUGAUGAUUAUGAAAUAACUGUAUUUCAAAAGAAAUGCUUUGACACUCCGCUACAAUUGCAGGUUUUAGAUGAAGUAAAAUCUGUUAUUGCACAAAAUAUAGCUGGUGGUAUAGAAAAUGAGUGUAUAACUAUGAAAGGAUUUAUUUUCCUGCACUGCCUGUUUAUACAAAGGGGAAGGAAUGAAACAACAUGGACUGUUUUACGCAAAUUUGGUUAUGAUGAGGGUUUAGAGUUAACACACAGUUAUCUGUAUGCAAACAUAAAGGUACCAGUUGGAUGUACAACGGAGCUGUCAUACAAGGGUCAACAGUUUCUAACGCAACUAUUUGAAAAGUAUGACAGAGAUAAAGAUGGAAUGCUUAACCCAACAGAACUAAAGAAUGUAUUCUCUUGCUGUCCUCGGGUACCUUGGCACAAUUUACGAUACACAGUCCCCACAAAUGACAAGGGCUUUUUAACACUGCAAGGUUGGAUGUGUCGAUGGACUCUAAUGACUUUAUUAGACUUGCAAAACACGAGCGCCUAUUUAGCUUACCUCGGUUACAACUUCCUUGAAAAUGAGUCACAAAAAACUGCUAUACAUAUUACCCGCGACAAGAAGGUGGACCUCGCAAAGAAGCAAUCGAGCCGCAAUGUGUACCAGUGCCACGUAAUCGGUCCGCGCGCCUGCGGCAAGACCUCCAUCUGCAGGAGCUUCCUCGGUAUUGCACACAAGAAGAUAAAGGCGCACGCGGGCGGGGGCGGGGGCGGCGGCGGUGGCGGGGGCGGCGAGCGCGGCGACGGCCAGGGCGGCGAGUGGUGCAUCAGCACGGUGGUGGUGUACGGCCAGGAGAAGUACCUGGCUCUGCGCGAGAUCCCCAUCGCGCGCGCCUCCGACCCCCUGCAGCCGCACGAGGUCAACUGCGACGUCGCCUGCCUCGUCUACGACCUCGCCGCGCCGCGCUCCUUCGAGUACAUCGCCAGGAUAUACAUUAAAUACUUUGCGGAGAGUCACAUCCCAGUGCUGAUAGUGGGCACGAAGGGCGAGGCGGCGGGCGCUCGUCAGGAGUACAUCCUGCAGCCCGACGUCUUCUGCUCCAAGUACCAGCUGCUGCCGCCGCAGCUCUUCCACGUCGGCGAGAAUAAGCACGACAUCUUCGUCAAGCUCGCAACUAUGGCCGCCUUUCCUCAAUUUCAAGCUGCAUGGAUUUUGUUCAGCAAACACAGACACCUGAAGCAGUUCGCGCGGCUGGCGGGAGACAACUCUUGCUGGUGGAAGGCGGGCGUGGGCGUGGCUGCGGCCACCAUCAUGGGCCUGCUGCUCAUCAGGAUGCUGAGCUUCCAAAGACGAUAGCUUUCAAUUCAUUCGUACAAAGAUACUGCCUGCCUCACGUAGUAUUCCCUUGUAUUUAAGUAGAAUAAAUACGUUUCUUUGUUAAUAACACCUUAUAAUAAUUAUUUAACCAAAGAAAUGGUAUUCC